CAGGUCUCCCGCAUUGUAGACAGACGCUUUACCAUCUGAGCCACCAGAUGGCUUCUUCUGAGGUUUCAGCCUAAAUGUCACCGCAGAGAGACUUUUCCCCACAUCGGAAGUAGGUUCCGCUUCUCCGCCCCUGCUUUUGGUUGCCGGGCUGCACUCCACCACCCGCGGAGACGCUGUUUAUGUGUUCUGACUAGCGCUGAAACGUAAGGCCACCACCGGGUCCCCAGAGCCUGCACUGAUCGCGCACCUGUUCGCGCCCUGCGCCCAGCUGCAAGGGUCUCUAUUUCGGGAAGUUGCUGCUGUUUACCGCUGGGAUUGCCCACCGGGUCCUGGACUUAGCCGGUUGGCUUCUCACAACCAGAGUCGGCUGCAACCCAGGACCUCAGACCUGACCCCGGAACCCGCCGGUGCCGGGCAGCGGGAACCAGGUUCUUCCGCCAUCUCUCAGCCAGGGCCUGGCCACCCCUCCCACAGAAUGCCCGAGGGCCCUGAACUGCAUCUGGCCAGCCACUUUGUGAACGAGGCAUGCAGGGAGCUGGUCUUUGGAGGGUGUGUGGAGAAGUCACCCGUCAGCCGCAACCCUGAGGUGCCCUUUGAGAGCAGCGCCUACAGCAUCUCGGCUUUGGCCCGCGGCAAGGAGCUGCGCCUGACCCUGAGCCCCCUGCCUGGGGCCCAGCCCCCACGGGAGGCACUGGCCCUUGUCUUCCGCUUUGGCAUGACUGGCUCCUUCCAGCUGGUGCCCAGCGAUGCGCUGCCACCCCACGCCCACCUGCGGUUUUACACAGCUCCACCUGGCCCCCGACUUGCCCUCUGCUUUGUGGACAUCCGCCGAUUCGGCCGCUGGGACCUCGGGGGCGAGUGGCAGCCAGGCCGCGGGCCGUGUGUCUUGCUGGAGUAUGAGCAGUUCAGGGAGAAUGUGUUACGAAACCUAGCAGACAAGGCCUUUGACCGGCCCAUCUGUGAGGCCCUGCUGGACCAGAGGUUCUUUAAUGGCAUUGGCAACUAUCUGCGGGCGGAGAUCCUGUACCGGCUGAGGAUCCCCCCCUUCGAGAAGGCCCGCACAGUUCUGGAGGCCCUGCAGCAGCGCAGGCCGAGCCCGGAGCUGACCCUGAGCCAGAAGAUCAGGGCCAAGCUGCAGAACCCUGACCUGCUGGAGCUGUGCCACUCGGUGCCCAAGGAAGUGGUCCAGCUGGGGGGCAAAGGCUACGGGUCGGAGAGCGGGGAGGAGGACUUUGCUGCCUUCCGAGCCUGGCUGCGGUGUUACAGCGCACCAGGCAUGAGCUCACUGCGGGACCGGCAUGGCCGCACCAUCUGGUUCCAGGGGGAUCCUGGACCCCUGGCACCCAAAGGGGGCAAGUCCCGCAAGAAGAAGUCCCAGGAAGCACAGCAGGGUCCUGAGGACAGAGUGGAGGACCCUCCAUCUCCAAACAAGGCCCCUUCAAGGACACGAAGGGCACAGAGAGGCCUUCCUAAACAGACUACAGCUCAGGUGCCCGAGGGGACCAGACUCCAACAGGACCCAGAAGCCUCCCCGGUCCCUGACAAAGGGAAGAGAAGGCGGCGGCCAGCAACCUCAGGCCGCCACAGAACCCGAAAGAUCAAGGCUGAUACCCCAUCCUUGGAGCCUGAGGGGACCUCAGCCUCCUAGCAAGAGGCUCUUCUUGCUUGUAUCCACCCCUCCUCCUGGCACCCUGGAUCUGGGCCUGUGUGGCUUCCUGGAGGUUGCAGGGAACUGGAUGCUCUGACCCUAUGGCCAUUCCCUACACAAUUAUGUUUUUAAUUGUACCCCACUAUCCUCAUUUUUUUAAGCCCAUGUGAAAAAUGCUAAUUUUUAGUAAAAGCAUAAACUUGAA
Messenger RNA from Bubalus bubalis (water buffalo), 1853 nucleotides. RefSeq names its product nei like DNA glycosylase 1 (gene NEIL1). NCBI's taxonomy places the organism in Eukaryota, Metazoa, Chordata, Mammalia, Artiodactyla, Bovidae. Gene Ontology annotation, cellular component: nucleus. Gene Ontology annotation, molecular function: zinc ion binding; damaged DNA binding; DNA-(apurinic or apyrimidinic site) endonuclease activity. The record is from RefSeq and is a predicted model, not a curated record. The coding region runs from base 476 to 1648 and encodes 390 amino acids. Gene Ontology annotation, biological process: base-excision repair. The transcript has 11 exons.